Messenger RNA from Dovyalis caffra, 546 nucleotides. The record is from the annotation of a GenBank genome assembly. Lineage: Eukaryota; Viridiplantae; Streptophyta; Magnoliopsida; Malpighiales; Salicaceae.
AUGUGGGCCUUACAGCAGCAGCUUGAUCCGCCUAUGGAUGAAGAUGCUGACAGACUUAGGAACAAGUACGAUGAAAAGGCAUGCUACAGUGCCAACAAAAUAGAAGAUCAGAAUAGAAUACUUGCUAGAUUCUCAGAAGAUUGUUUUCUAUGCUCAUUCAGUUGUUUCUUUCAGGAGUCUUCUACUUUGUUUCUCCUUCAGCUUGCAUUCCAAAGCCUUGGUGUGGUGUAUGGAGGUUUAGGCAUGUCUCCUUCAUAUGUUUUCUACAACACAUUUCCUAAUGGAAUCAAGGAUCCAGAGGACGUGAUUGAAGCUCUAACACUGAUUAUAUAUUCUGUCCCUCUGGUCCCACUCCUGAAAUAUGUUUUUAUUGUUUGUAGAGCAAAUGAUAAUGGACAGGGAGGAACAUUGGCUCUUUAUUCGCUGCUCUGUCGACAUGCAAGAGUGAAGACUAUACCCAAUCAAGACCAUUCCGAUGAGAAACUAACAACUUAUCGUCAUUCUACAUUUCAUGAAAAUUCCAUUGCUGCAAAGACCAAGAGAUGA